Gossypium raimondii (Peruvian cotton) is the source of this 1616-nucleotide messenger RNA. RefSeq names its product probable aldo-keto reductase 1. The record is from RefSeq and is a predicted model, not a curated record. NCBI's taxonomy places the organism in Eukaryota, Viridiplantae, Streptophyta, Magnoliopsida, Malvales, Malvaceae. Gene Ontology annotation, cellular component: cytoplasm.
AGAGUUCUUUACAUAUUUAGAGUAGUGAACAAAGAUGGAGAUUCUAACUUUCAUAGCCAUCUGCUAAAUCUUUUGUACUUACUGUUUCUUUUGAGCUGUACUCAAACAAGAAAAGCCUUAGUUCAUUAACACAAGAAAGAACAAAAAAAGUAACAAAAAGAUGGGUGAGGAGCAGCAGAGAAUUCAGAUUCCUAGAGUCAAACUGGGAACUCAAGGACUAGAGGUUUCAAAGUUGGGGUUUGGCUGUAUGGGUCUCACUGGAGGUUACAGUUCUCCAGUCUCUGAAGAAGUUGAGAUAUCGAUUAUCAAGCAUGCAUUCCACAGAAUCACUUUCUUUGAUACAUCUGAUAUCUAUGGACCCAAAACUAAUGAAAUUUUGGUUGGAAAGGCAUUGAAGCAGCUACCAAGAGAGAAGGUACAGUUAGCCACAAAGUUCGGUUUCAAACUGGAUUCAACUGGUAUCAAAAUAAACGGUACACCUGAAUAUGUCCGUGCCUCUAUCGAGGCUAGCCUAAAGUGCCUAGAUGUGGACUAUAUAGAUCUCUACUACCAGCACAGGGUUGACACCAACACUCCUAUAGAGGAUACUAUGUCUGAACUCAAGAAGUUAGUGGAAGAGGGGAAAAUUAAGUACAUAGGUUUAUCUCAAGCUAGCCCUGAAACUAUAAAGAGAGCACAUGCGGUUCAUCCUAUAAGUGCUUUCCAGACGGAGUGGUCGCUGUGGACUCGUGAUAUCGAGGAUGAAAUAGUCCCCCUUUGCAGGGAACUUGGAAUUGGGAUUGUUCCUUAUAGCCUUCUUGGUCGCGGUUUCUUUGGUGGCAAAGGAGUGGUGGAAACUGUGCCUGCAAAUAGUCAUCUGCUAUAUUUCCCAAGGUUUCAAGGAGAAAACUUGGACAAAAACAAGAUGUUGUAUUUGAAAGUGGAGAAGUUGGCUGAGAAGCAUGGAUGUAGCCCUGCACAAUUAGCACUUGCCUGGGUUCUUCAUCAAGGGGAUGAUGUAGCACCGAUUCCCGGAACAACAAAGAUAAAAAAUCUGGAUACUAACAUUGAUUCAGUAAAAGUAAAGCUCACAGCAGAAGAUUUGAAAGAAAUUUCUAAUGUGGUUUCGAUAAAUGAGGUAGCAGGUCAUGUUUUGCCUGAUAGAUUUAGUCAAUUACACUGGAAGUUUGGUAAUACACCACCAAAGGGGAGCAAGGUUUCAACCUGAAAAAACCAUGGAUGCCAAGUCUGCAGCAAAAUAUGAGGUUUUGGAUGAAUGGACUGUCCAACAACUCAAACUAUUGAAAAAUUGUAUCAAUGAUUUAGUAAGCAAUUUGGUUAGAGUACUAAUGAAGGGUUGAGUGAGAGUAGAAGCCUGCAUUACCAAACCAAAACAAAUAAGCAGUUUUGUAUUGUGUUUCUGCCUGUGAUAUGUAGCUAGUAAUCUUCCAAGUUAUAUAGUCUGAAAAUGAACCAGGUUGUUUGUUUAUCACCUGAAUGCUGCUAGUAACAGCAAUAUUAUUGUAUUAGGUUUCUACUACAUGCUUUACUUGUAGAUUCAAUCUAAUAUUCAAGCUAAUGUUGAUAGAAUCUAAUAAUUAAGAAUAUAAUAAUUCUAUUUAAUUUUUUUAAUUUAA